Centropristis striata (black sea bass) is the source of this 2664-nucleotide messenger RNA. Its product is annotated as transmembrane protease serine 2-like. Gene Ontology annotation, molecular function: serine-type endopeptidase activity; protein binding. Gene Ontology annotation, cellular component: membrane. Bases 1 to 1506 code for a protein of 501 amino acids. The record is from RefSeq and is a predicted model, not a curated record. NCBI's taxonomy places the organism in Eukaryota, Metazoa, Chordata, Actinopteri, Perciformes, Serranidae. The transcript is spliced from 14 exons. Gene Ontology annotation, biological process: proteolysis.
AUGACGCAGAGAGAGAAACAGACAGACAGGAUCAGAGCGCUGAAGGAAUUAGUUCAGCAGUCUCCCUUUUCAGGCAGUGUAACCAGUUCCAACAUGAAUAAUAAUCAGCCGAAUGCCCCCGUCUAUGAAAACAGAGGGUUUCAGCAUGAUGAAGGAAGACCCCCACCAACCCCACAACCCCCCAGCUAUGUUGCCGUCAUUCAUAAAGUCGACACCUACCACACUACAGCACCUGGAACCCCACAUGACACACCACAAAAGAAAGGAAAGAAGAAAUGUCAGUUGAAAUAUAUACUGUGUGGCUCCAUGUGUGCACUCCUUGUCCUGGCGGUGGCCGGCCUCCUGCUCUGGUACGUCUUAUACUACCAGUGUUUACAGGGGAAGUCGUGUAAAAGUGAUGGAAAGUGUUUGAGCUCCUCCCAGUGGUGUGAUGGUGUUAAAGACUGCCCUAAUGGAGAGGAUGAAUCUCACUGCUUUCGCCUCCACGGGACCAACUUCAUGCUGCAAAGUUACUCAGAUGCCAACCAGACGUGGUUGCCGGUUUGUGCUGACAACUGGGGCGACGACUAUGGCAGAGCUGUGUGUGAGCAGAUGGGCUACAACAGAAACGAUUACGUGUCCUCCACCCAGACCAGUGCAGGUUCUUUGGCAUCCAGAGGAUACAUGAGGCUGAAGCUUGAUAUUAACCAUGGGUUAAGUCUACAGUCUCGUCUUGUACACAGCCAGAGUUGCUUAGCCACCGCAGUCAAGCUUCAGUGUAUUGAAUGUGGACGGAGUGAAGCUUCCCCCAGUCCUCGUAUUGUGGGGGGUACAGACGCAGUAAAUGGGGCCUGGCCGUGGCAGGUCAGCCUCCACGUUACUUUUCAACACGUUUGUGGAGGCUCCAUUAUCAGCCCUUAUUGGAUCCUAUCUGCUGCACACUGCUUCAACUGGCACUCCGGUCCUGAAUGGUGGUGGGUACACACAGGCGAUGUGAGAAUGUCUAAGAUUAGCCUUGAGGCUGGCAACUCAGUAAACAAAAUUAUCACUCAUCAACAAUACAACCCAGAAACUCAUGACAAUGACAUCGCUCUCCUAAAGCUCAAUACACCUCUGACAUUUUCAAGGACAGUGAAGCCAGUGUGUCUCCCCAACAUGGAUGUGGACCUCUCUGCUGGACAAAGAGCCUGGAUCACAGGAUGGGGAGCCUUAAGCACAGCUGGACCGUCCCCUGAGAUACUGAACCAGGCCCAGGUGACUGUUUACAGCAGAGAGGUCUGUAACGCCCCUAAUGUGUUAGAUGGACAAGUCACUGAGAAUAUGAUCUGUGCCGGAAAACUGGAGGGAGGAGUGGACUCAUGUCGGGGUGACAGUGGAGGACCCCUGGUGAUUCAGCAGGGAGGUGUAUGGUGGCUGGCAGGGGACACUAGCUGGGGGAUUGGAUGUGCUUGGAAGAACAAGCCAGGAGUCUAUGGCAAUGUGACCUAUUUUGUCAACUGGGUGUAUGAACAAAUGCAGAAUGAGUGACAGACCUGAAGACAACUCUUACAUUAAUCAGCAGUACUUUCUUCAUCACACACUUUAAAUCUCAAGCUCUGAGGGAACUUAUUGAUCAGGAAGAUUUUCAUAAACUGAAAGCUUAUACUAAUAAAAAAGGAUGUGUCAUUUCAUUACUUUUUUUAUAUACCUGUUAUUACAGAUACAAUGUUAAAAUGAAUCUAUUUAUUUGUUGUAAUUACACUGAUUUUGCACAAAGAACUGAGUUUUAAUUUCACACAUUGUGACAAAUACGACAGUGUUGAAAUGUAUCUAAGUAGAUCUACUCAAGUACUGUACUAAUUCACAGUACUUGCACUUUAUUUGACUAUUUCCUUUUUAUGCAACUUUAUAUUUUUACUCUACUACAUCUCAGAGGCAAAUAUUGUUCAAGAAAUUUCUUACUCCUUCAGAGUUGUGUGACCACUUUACCUACUUUUCAGAUCACUUGAAUUAUUUAUUUUUUCCCUUCCUGUCCAGUGAAUACAACAAAUGAUCAUUUCAAAGUUUAUGAUAAACUAGAUCAGUAGUUCUCAACCUUUUUGAGUCGCGACCCCCAAUUUAACAUGCAUGUUGUCUCACUGAACAGAAUCUCACAGUUCAGAUCAGACAAACUCAGUUGAUCCGACGAAUUUUGGACAAAUAAUGAAGCAGACAACAACAAAAACAUCUCUCUGUCUGUUCAUUUAUAUAUUUUUUUAUAUUUCAUUGUUACUUUUAAUCUAAGUUGUUCCCUUAAUAUGCAAACGAUUCCUGUGUGUGAUCGGGCCAUGUAUUUGAAUAAUUCAGAUGAAAUGCACCUGUGUGUGUUUGUGUGCGUGCAGUGGUUCCAGCUGCAGCCCCGCCCGACCUGCCAACAGAUGAGCCGAUAACAGACCAGACACACACACACACACACACACACACACACACACACACACACUGCCUAACAGAGAUACCUGAACUAGUUCAGGUCACUUCAGGUCACCUAAAACAGUAGUUCUCAACCUUUUUGAGCUGCGACCCCCAAUUUAACAUGCAUGUUGUCCGCGACCCCCGAUCACUGAACACAAUCUCACAGUUCGGAUCAUACAAACUCAGUUGAUACUAAUUAAUCCAAGUAAGAACUUGCUACUUUGGGACGUUACAAAAUAACCCAAAAAAGAAUCA